Molecule: messenger RNA, 2695 nt
Organism: Sebastes umbrosus (honeycomb rockfish)
Lineage: Eukaryota; Metazoa; Chordata; Actinopteri; Perciformes; Sebastidae
Product: caspase-8-like
Exons: 15
Coding region: 216-2189 (657 amino acids)
Biological process (GO): proteolysis; negative regulation of extrinsic apoptotic signaling pathway via death domain receptors
Molecular function (GO): protein binding; cysteine-type endopeptidase activity
Source: RefSeq, a predicted model, not a curated record
CUUUAAAACACGUCGCUCACUUCCUCUGAAAGUGAAACCAGUAAGCGGCGGCGGACUGCGAGCACUAAGGCUUCAUUUGUGACUUAUUUUUCGGUCUAAAAAAGGGGAUAUUGUUUUACUGAGUAACAGAAGACGCACAUAAACUGACAGCGAGCGCCGUGAGCUGAGCACCGUGAGCUGAGCACCAGGCCUGCGCUGGUGGAAGUGGGUCUGUGAUGGAUAGGCUGAAGCUGUCUAGCAUAGAUGAGGAGCUGGAGUCCUCUGAGGUGGCAGCUCUCUGCUUCUUGUGUCGGGAUGUUGUCAACAAGAAACGCCUGGAGGGGAUCAGGGAUGCAAAAAAGCUGUUCUUGAGACUACAAGAAAUAGGUCUGCUGGACAACCAUUUCUUCCUUUGUCAGCUGCUCCAAACUAUCGGUCGACCAGACCUCCUCAACUUCCUGGAGACAGACAGCAGGCGACCAGAAGAAACCGAUGCAAAUCCCAUGCUGUCAGAAUACAGGGUGAUGCUGUACAAAGUAUACGCCGACAUGACUAACGAAAAUUUUGAAAAGAUGAAGUUUCUUUUGAGCGACAAGCUGGGCAGAAGACAAACUGAGACAUGCAAAACAGCACUGGAUGUGUUUGCUGAAAUGGAAAAGAAUGCUGACUUACUGUCGAACACAAAUCUUCGUGUGCUGCAUGCAACACUGCUUGAGUUGGAUCAACAACUGGCAUUGACUAUACAGCGCUACAUGGACGGGGUAACCCAGCUGCCGCCUCAAAACAGAUCUGCUCAUGUCAGCGUGGAUUACCAGAGGGUCAACAACUCCCGUCAGCCAACACAAUCUAUCAAUAUGUUGAUGUCUGUGACUCAGCCUGGCGAUGGAGCAGCGAGCGUGUGCCCCGAUGCAGCACCACAUAUAGAGUCCCCCACUCUUCCUGAUCACGUGGAAUGUAGGCUUAGGGGUGCUGACGUCCUGCCGGACAUGGCCACCGUGCAAGAGUGCAAGUCGUCAGCAGAAAGAUUCAGCAUGGCAGCCAAAGACAAGAUAAGAUGUAAUAAAACAGCCAUUCAGAUGAUUUUGAGUGGAGACCACAGGUUGAUCCUCAACAAAGUUCUUGAGAAAGGCCUGAUAACUAGACGAGAGUACAAAAAACUCAAAAGCAUCAACAAGGAAGACGAAGAGGGCCACGUCAUUGAGCUUGUGGAUAAGAUCAUGGACAAAGGAGAAGACCGCUGCCAAGGCUUCCUGAACCUCCUGCAAACUGAUGAUGACAUUCAAGAGACGUUCCCAGACCUGAAGAACAUACUAUUGAAUGACGCCUGCCUUUUACCUAGGCCUGUCCAAGUUUCUUCGGUUCAUGAAAGUGAUGUUCUGCCACAAGAGAGCAAGAGGCAAAAGGAGGACAUGCAGUAUGAGUUGAACAGCCAGCCAACCGGCCUCUGCGUGAUCAUAAACAACAAGAAUUUCAUGGAUGGGACAGCAAGAAAUGGAACCGACAAAGAUGCUCAAAGUUUGACAGAUGUGUUCAGCUGGCUGGGGUUCAGAGUGCUGAUGUGUGAAGACCAAACCAAGGACCAGAUGGAUCGCACACUGAAAUGCUUCGCUUCUCAGAGCGACCUCUCUCAGCUGCAGGAGUUCAAUGUUAAGGAGUGGUUUGGCAGCGGAUUCGCCGCUCUUCAAGAGGCUCCUAAGCAUGGCGAUGCCUUCAUCUGCUGUAUCCUGAGUCACGGAGUGAAGGGCGCGGUCCUCGGGAUCGAUCGGCAGCCCCUCUACAUCAAACAGAUAACUAGAACUUUCAAGGCAACCGUUCAGUCUCCCCUCACCAACAAGCCCAAAGUGUUCCUGAUCCAGGCCUGCCAGGGAGGGCAGACGCAGCAUGGAGUGUUAUUAGAAGAGCUGCAGGCUGAUGGCUCUCACUCACUAUCCAUCCCUGAAUUUGCCGAUGUUCUGGUUGCUGUUGCCACUGUUGAAGAUCAUGAGGCAAUUAGACACAUAAGAGAUGGGAGCUGGUUCGUCCAAUCUGUGUGUCGGCAGCUAAAGGAGGGCUGUCAAAGGGGUGAAGACAUUAUCACCAUCCUCCACAGCGUGAACAAUGAAGUAAGCCAGAAAGAGGGCAGCAGUCAAAACCCAGGUGCAAGAAAGCAGAUGCCUGAAGUUAGGUUCACCCUGACGAAUCGACUUGUGUUGUCUCCACAUCAGCAUUGAAGCUUAAACACCAGAAAUCAUGCAAACACAGUAUGCUUUAUGUCUUAAUUAAGGGUGUAUAAUUUACUCAGGGGAAGGGGUUUCUUAAGGUAUACUCAAUCUUUUUUUAUCUUUCUAAAUCUUAUAUUUUUAAAUCAUCACAUUGAAUCAUUGUGUUUUAUAUUGACCCAGAUUUGUGUUGCAGAAUAAACCUGCUUUUUGCUCAAAGUAUGAUGACCACUGGUGGGUCCAUGUUUUAAUGAGGGAUGAUACUAUUUCACUAGAACUUUAUACAAACAGAAGCCUGGUGACAUUCGCAUAUCUAACAAAUAAGUUACUAAUGUAAACAUGAAUUUGUAUUGCCUCCUAGCCUUAUCUACGCAUAUUUAGUAUAUGAAAGUGUUCCUAACGCAAUAUAUUUUUAAAACAUUUUCUUUUAUGGCUUAGAAAAACAAUCCAAACACAACCAGUACAGCAAAUAUAAAACAGAUGCCAGUAACUGAAUGGUAAAGAGAAAAGAAAUUUGU